CGCCCCCACGGGGAAACAGGGAGGGGAGAGGACUGGAGAGGUGGGGAUCCUGGGGUGGUGGCGGUCCGGAGUCUAGGAGACGGGGCGUGACGGGGCCGGAAGGUGGCGGGAGGGGGCCGAGCCGGAGCUGGCGGGAGGGCCAGGCCCGGAGGCCCCCACCCUGGCUUGGCCGCCCCGGCCGCGGCUGAGGAGGAAGAGGAGGAUGAUCUCCAGAUACACACGGAAGGCGGUGCCUCAGAACUUGGAGCUGAAAGGAAUAACAAAACAUGCUCUUAAUCAUCAUCCCCUUCCAGAGCAGCUGGAUGAAAUUUCCUCUACCAAUGACAGCCAUGAAAAAGAUACAAGUUCCCAAAGUGAGUCUGACAUCACACAAGAAUCACCUUUUACAUCAGCUGACACUGGGAAUUCAAGGUCUGCUUUUCCAAGUUACACAGGCACAGGGAUCUCUACUGAAGGGAGCUCGGACUUCUCCUGGGGAUAUGGUGAACUUGAUCAAAAUGCCACUGAAAAAGUACAGGCAAUGUUCACAGCCAUUGAUGAACUCUUGUAUGAGCAGAAGUUGAGUGUACAUACUAAGAGUCUACAAGAAGAGUGCCAACAGUGGACAUGUAGCUUUCCUCACCUCAGGAUUCUGGGUAGGCAGAUAAUCACUCCAAGUGAAGGUUAUAGGCUGUAUCCUAGAUCCCCUUCUGCUGUUUCAGCUUCACAUGAGGCAACGCUAUCUCAAGAAAGAGAUUCUACAAUAUUUGGUAUUAGGGGAAAGAAGUUACAUUUUUCAUCUUCUUAUGCUCCCAAAGGGUCUUCCAUUGCCAAAUCCCCUAGCUUGUGUUCCACGGAAAGAGAAGAGGAAGACUGUAUAAUUUUUUCUGAAGGAGUAAUAGAGGAAUAUCUAGCAUUUGAUCACACAGAUAUGGAAGAGGGGUUUCAUGGAAAAAAAUCAGAAGCAACUACAGAGAAACAGAAAUUAGGGUACCCACCCAUUGCUCCAUUUUACUGCAUGAAAGAAGAUGUCCUUGCUUAUGUGUUUGAUGAUGUGUGGAGCAAGGUCCUAAGCUGUAUGGAGCAGCUAACACGUAGUCAUUGGGAGGGAUGUGCUUCUGAUGAUGAGAGUAACACUGCAAUUACCAGACCAGCUUCAGAAAGCCCCUUUGUGCUGAGUGAACCACAACCUUUGGUCUUACCUCGAGUGCCACAGUCUAAGGUGCUGUCCAUCACCUCAAAUCCGAUGAGUCUCUGUCAGGCAGCAAGUGGUCACCCGCCAAAUGUGAAUGGUCUCUUGGUUCAUGGGAUGCCUCUACAGCCAAGAAAUCUCUCCCUAAUGGACAAGCUCCUCCCAGUGGUGGUCGAUUCACUCUCCUCUCCCUCACCACUGCCUCUGAGUCGAAAUAAUCUGCUGCCACCUAUUGGCACAGCUGAAGCGGAACACUUGAGCACCGUGGGGCCACAAAGGCAAAUGAAAACUCAUGGCGAUUCCAGUCGAGCUCGAAGUGCAGUGGUGGAUGAGCCUAACCAUCAGCAGCCCCAGGAGAAGCUCCUUUUACCUGACUUUUUCUCCAGGCCCAACACAACUCAAUCAUUUUUGCCAGAUACACGAUAUCAUCGUUCAUUUGCUGCUGAGUAUCCUCAACAGGCCAGAUCUGGUAGGGGAUCUGCUGGGACAGGUCCUCAGUUACACGGGUCUACAAAAUCUCAAAACAGAGGUGGACCAAUCUCUAGAACCAGGCAGGGACCAUAGGGCAGAUGAGACGAAACUGCUUCAGGCUGCAGGGAACACAUGGGAAGGUUUCACAAAUCAGUGUUGAGUCAACUAAUGAUACAGAGCUUGUACACAAGAGACAACCUGAAAGCAUCUUCAUGAAGAGUUAUUUUGGUACAACUGACUGAGAGCAGUAUCAGCCAAAGAUUACAUAGGUACUGUUUCCAUCUCCAAUUACUUCUUUCUGCAUAAGUUAACCAUUCCACUGGACACAUAAGUUUGUACCCAAAGAUGUAACAAAUGAAUAAUUUCCUCCAAAUCACUGCUCAUGUUGUCUGUUAAUGAUCAGUUCAAUUACUAAAGGAUUCUGUCAGACUGUACACACACAGAAAGUAGCAAAUUAUUUGAUAACAUUAAGUUAUCACUGGCUUUGGAAUACUUCUGCUUGUGUUUAAUUUCUAGAGAAGUGUACUCAAUUUUAAGUCAUUUUUAGGAGAUAGUGCCACCAAAAAUCUGAACUGUUCAUCAUACAGAUGUCAUCCCUAAAGCUUUCUUUUUAGACAUCUAGUCCCACAGGCAGAAAGAUGUAUAUGGCAGGAUAAGUAAGUAAAGACAUAAACGUUGAGCACUUGAUGUAAAGUAACAAAUCAGUGCAUUUUUUUGUUUGUUUAUUUUAGGAUAGGACAGUUCAACCUCACGAUGCCUGCUUGACAUCACAUGUUAUGCUUCUUCUUAAAGUACUUUAGUGGUCCUAUUUUUCCUAUAUAUUAAACUCAUCUUGCCAGAUUUUUCUCCUACAUGUCUAAGAAAGGCAAUUAAAAAAUUUAUAGAAUCUUUCUGUUAGUGAGCCAGCAAGACACAAUUCCUUGAAAUUUCAGAAACCCUGGAAAUUAGUCCAGUAUAAACGUAUCCUAAGACCAAAGAGAAAUUUGACAUUCUUUUGAUUUUUAAUAUGGACCUUUCCUGAGUGUACUCCUGAAUGCAGCAGUGUUUUUAACUAUGGCUUAAAUUUAUUUUAAUUUCACUAAAUUUUAAUUUUGAUGGUCAUACUGAUUUUAGAUCUUACUGUUUAUCUUCAGAGUUGAUAAACUGACAUGAUCAUUUUUUAUUAUAUUAAUGUGUUUUAAUGCUAUCAUAUGAAGACAGAUGCUUCAAACAACCUGCAUUAAAUUAUACUUUUAUUUUAACCUGUUUAUAAUCACAAACUGAAAAUGUGCCAUGUGCUUACCUCAGAUAAAUUAUGAUACAUGAAUCUCAGUAACAGGUUUGUUUUACACAUAUGGUAUCGAAUAUAUUAGCAUAUAAGAGAUUUCAAGUUAAACAGUCUCUGAAAUUUUUCCAUAUAUUCUAAUGAAUUCUUAUCAGCUCAUCUAAAUUUAAGUCAAAAAUCUCUGUAUUAUUCUCACAAACCAAUACCAUGAGUAUGUGCUAACAAACCACUCGAUCAAGAUGGUUUGCUUUUCAAGGUUAAAGAGUCAGAAAGAGGCUUCAACAAGUCAUUUAGCCCAGCUUCCUUACCCUUUUAUAGAUGAGGAAACAAGUUCAGACAAACUCAGUAGUGACCUAAGGACAUUCAGCAGUUAUCGCCAGGACUACAACAUCUCUUUAUGCUACUCAAACAAGGGAUCUACUACAAUCUGACUAGGACUACUUUUCUUCUCUGUUUGGCCAGCAUGCAGCAGCUUGAUGAGGGACCGCAGUCCCCAGACCAGACCAGGAAUUGAACCUAGGCUAUAGCAGUGAAAGUGCCUAGUCGUAACCACUAGACCACUGACCAGAGAACUACCUCUUCUCUCCUUUAUCCUAAGCACCAUUCAUGUUUUUUUCUGGAUAUCUUUUAAAUGAUCAUACUGGGAUCAUUUAAAAAGCUCCCCCAGAACUUAACAGUCAUUUUUUACUUGUUUAUUUAAUCAUUUAUAAGUCUUACAAAGAUGCUUGAAGUAAUGUGAAUAACCCGUUUCUCCCAGAUAUGUCAAGCCGAGUAUAAAACUUGGUUGAGAAAAACAGAGAGUCUAUGCGAGAUAAGGCUAAAGCAAACUGGCAAGGACUUGGAAGACAGAUAUCCAGCAACCAUACUGAAGGCCUGACAGCUAAGAGAUUACCUGUUCUAAUAAAUACACAUCACUCAGUACUCUGCAGCUCACUCCCAUGUGGUAAAAUGAUAAGUGCUGAAGGUGGGAGGCAUUCUGGAUAAUGCCUUGUACAGAAGACCCAUAGAAAAGUACUGUCAGGAAGUACACCACCCUCCUGUUCCCUCAUGAUCACCACCAAAUUCUUUCAUACAAAGACCUACCAGAAUUACAGGGUAUUUCUAGGAUAUUCUGAGAUCAGUUUGAGAGGAUUCCGCUUGGUUUAUGUAGUCAAUCUGAAUAAUUCAGGCCUGAAA
Molecule: messenger RNA, 4082 nt
Organism: Sus scrofa (pig)
Lineage: Eukaryota; Metazoa; Chordata; Mammalia; Artiodactyla; Suidae
Gene: FAM149B1
Product: family with sequence similarity 149 member B1
Biological process (GO): cilium assembly; protein localization to cilium
Source: RefSeq, a predicted model, not a curated record